AAUAAAACCACAAGCACCACCACUAAAAGCGACAAGUGUUCCAGUGAAAGCAGUAGAAGAUCCAGAGAACAAAUUAUAUAAUGCUAACAAUAAUUUACAAAAUAAUGUCGUAGAAAUUAUUGCACAACAUAUUAAGGAAAAGAUGAAGAACAAAGAUAAUAUAAUAAAAGCUACAACAAUGAAAGCAGUAGAAGAUCCAGAGAAUAAAUUAUAUGAUGCUUCAAAUAAACUACAAAAUAAUGUCAUGGAAAUAAGCACACCACCUUUAAAGAUGCAGAACAAAGCUGAUAAACUCAAAGCUAGAACAGUGAAGGCAGUAGAAGAUCAAAAGAGUAAAUUGUAUAAUGCUACAAAUAAACUACAAAAUAAUGUCAUGGAAAUAAGCACACCACCUACAAAGAUGAAGAACAAAGCUGAUAAACGCAAAGCUAAAAUAGUGAAGGCAGUACAAGAUCAAAAGAAUAAAUUAUAUGAAGCUUCAAAUAAACUACAAAAUAAUGUCAUGGAAAUUAACGCACCACAUAUAAAGAUAAAAAUGAAGAACAGAAAUGGAAAUGAUAAACUAAAAGUUACAACAGUAAAAGCAAUGGAAGGACCAAAGAAUGAAAUAUAUAAUGCUACAAAUAAACUACAAAAAAUUGCCAUGAAAAUGAAGAAAAAAACAAAUGGUAAAAUAAAAAAUAAUUCUGCCCAUAACAUGACAGGAAGCCAGCUAUUAAAUAUUACAAAGGAAGCAAUCUCAGAUCACAAUCCAAAUGAAACUGUUAAUAUUAAGAACAAAAAUGAAGAAAUCAAAAUUCUCAUAUGGACUACAUAUUAUUCAAAAAUAUUAGACUUUGGAGAAGACGCUUCCAAUUGUUCAGUAAAGCUCUGUAGUUUCCACUAUGAUAAAUCUAAAAUAGGGAUAGAAUCAAGUGACGCAGUCUUAUUUCAUUUAUGGGGCAGUGACUUAAGGACUGAUGACACCAUACCCCAGAUUCGAUUCUCAUGGCAGAACUACAUAUUUUUCUCAAUGGAAAAUCCAAAGAGGGAUUACUUCACAAAAGAACUGAAUUUGACCCAGUUAGACAGUUUCUUCAACCUCACUAUAACAUACAAAACAGACUCUGAUGUACCUCUGUGGUAUGGCAGAUACAUUCCAAGAAGCUCAAAACGAACCAGUAUGAGGAAUUACUAUAAGGAGAAUAGACUUAAUGAAACAGAUAAUAAAGAUGCAACAAUUCUAUGGAUUGCGAGUCAUUGUAAUACAGUGAAUGAUCGUUUGCGGUUUGUAAAGGAGUUACAGAAAUAUAUAGCCAUCGAUAUAUUUGGAAAAUGUGGAAAGCCUUGCAAACGUGGCACAAAAUGUAAGUCAUUUAUACAAAUUUUAUUUACUAUUACAUGUAGUUGUAGAACAUUGAUAUACAGGGUGUCCAUAAAGUCUCUUUACAAUUGCAAUACAAAAUCAGCAUAAAGUGUAAUGACUUAAGAGGGUGGUUUCCUAAAGCCGAUGGACGAGUGCGCAUCAUUCUCGCGCAUCUAACUUUCGGUUUCGGUUUCGAUGCCGUGAUUUUGUUAUUUUAAUGUAUAUUACUCAAAUAAAUAAAACUUAUGUUCAAAAUGAAUGAAAAUGGCUUUAUAAUAUUUAUUUGUGGUGAGAGAAUUAGUUGCACGGGAAAAUAAGACAUUCUAUUGUCGUAAUUUUUGAACGUCUCUGAAACUCCUCACCAAUUAUCGCCCACCUAGAAACAAGAUGCUGCACUGAUGACGGGACGAUUUCAGUCUCAAUCGGGCAAACAGUGGAGAAUCGUAGCAUUAAACAUCAUAACAACUGUUUAUGAAGGUAAGAAGUAUCGAAUUCAAUAUCAUUUUCCUUUUGUAAUCGAUCAAAAUCACCAUAUUUAAAGGUAGAAAUCGCUUCCUGGUUCUCGAUCGGGAAUUGUCAUUUGCGUAAUAUUGAUUUGAAAAUUCUCACGAAAUUUAGUAUUUAAUGUAAUAAUUUGGUAUGUUAAUAGUAGAUGGUAGUGUUAUAUAUAAAUACAAUGGAUUAUUCUGUGAUCGUAUGCAUAUAAUCACUGAAAUUCUUCUAAAAUUACAUAAGAAUUUAUUUUGG
Molecule: messenger RNA, 2092 nt
Organism: Owenia fusiformis
Lineage: Eukaryota; Metazoa; Annelida; Polychaeta; Sabellida; Oweniidae
Source: the annotation of a GenBank genome assembly